Molecule: messenger RNA, 655 nt
Organism: Zootoca vivipara (common lizard)
Lineage: Eukaryota; Metazoa; Chordata; Lepidosauria; Squamata; Lacertidae
Source: RefSeq, a predicted model, not a curated record
GUGAAGGAAAGAGGAGUUCGCGCUCGUUGUAAGGGGAAAUGGCUCGCACCAAGCAGACCGCUCGCAAGUCCACUGGCGGGAAGGCUCCGCGCAAGCAGCUCGCCACCAAGGCAGCUCGGAAGAGCGCUCCGGCCACAGGCGGCGUGAAGAAGCCUCACCGCUACCGCCCGGGCACCGUCGCUCUGCGCGAGAUCCGCCGCUACCAGAAGUCCACGGAGCUGCUGAUUCGCAAGCUGCCUUUCCAGCGCCUAGUGCGGGAGAUCGCCCAAGACUUCAAGACCGACCUGCGGUUCCAGAGCUCAGCGGUGAUGGCUCUGCAGGAGGCCAGCGAAGCUUACCUGGUGGGGCUCUUCGAGGACACCAACCUGUGCGCCAUCCACGCCAAGAGGGUCACCAUCAUGCCCAAAGACAUCCAGCUGGCGCGCCGCAUCCGUGGCGAGAGGGCUUAAAAGGGAGCCGCAGCCUGCCGCUCUCCCUCGCCGCCACCCACCCAAAGGCUCUUUUUAGAGCCGCCACUCCUUCAACAGAAAAGCUGAAGUCACAUUUCUGCCACGAUUGUGUGCCGCUUCGUCCUUUUGCAGUAUAUGUCACCUUAGUGUCGCUAUAGCCAUGUAAAAUGAAUCUUACUGAGGUGCGACAUAUCCGAAGAAUUGAU